CACGCGGGACGGAUCCGCAGCCGCGCCCGGAACAGCAUUUACUUUGGAUUUAAUUUAAUUUUGUUUUGUCUCUCUGCAGUUUUUCAACACCUGCGGACUAAUGUGAGUAUGUUGACAUCGAUACUGUUUCUAUUAUUUUAGGCGUUCGUUUACUUUAUCAAUGCUUUGAAUAGCAUUGAUUGAUCAGAUCUGUUGGUAAAAUAAAGUCACCAACAGAUAUUACUUGACCACAACACAGUUCACAACCAUUAGAAAUGCUGGUGCACAAUGCAAUGCUUUUAUAGAUGCUGUUAUGAAUGUGAUGAAAUCUGUUCUACAAAUCUGUUGCCUGGAAAAUGUUCUUUUAGUGGUUUAAAAACAGAAUACUAAAUCUCACCUGCCACAAUCUCUGUUCAGUGUGAAAUGACCCGCUUCAUGUUUGGUCGGUGUCCAUUUUCAGAUUUUCAAUUUAGAGAACAGAUGAUAAACUAUAGCUUUUGGUUAAAAAAAAUAAAUAAAAUGAGGACAACUACAAAUAUUGCUGAAACUGCUGGAUAAUCAUAGUCAGUGGAAGAUGCAGUCCAUCAGUGAAAUAGCUCUUUUUCACUGAUGAGUGUUCUGAAUCACAAACCAAAUAAAGCCGUUUACUGUUUGAACAACACCAGACUCAAUAGUUAUGGAUUGUAGAGCAACAGAAAACCGGUUGAAAUGUUUCAUGAUCAACAAAUGACAAACACCUUUUAAAAUGUCCUUCCUGGGCGCCGGUGCUGCCCCUUUACUAUGAAUUUAAAAAGUUGUUUUAUUUUUUUAAGUAAUUAUCCCAAAAAUCUGUACAUUAGCUGAAAUAUCAAAUCCGCGGAUUGAAUAUUAUAAUUCAGACAUUAUUUUUACCCCCAACGCUUCCAUUCUGGUAUUUUUAUAAUCCCAUAGCUCUCCUGAUAUUCAGACUAGAUGCUUGUGUAAAAACUUGUUUGAAUUAGCUUAGUCAUAAAAUGUUUGUAAAACAUAAUUUUGCUAACAUAUACCUUUUUUGUGCUGUUGGUUGAAUAAUGAGGUGGUUUAUGGACCAGACCCAAGUAGCAGAUAUUUAAAGAGGAACUCGUCAAACAUAAAUACUCAAUAACUUCAUGACUACAUAGAGCGAGUCUUUUACUUUCAUAAUUGUAAAAAAAUAAAAAAAAAUAAAAAAAUAAAGUACCAUGCAUAUAACACUUUCUGGCUUAAGGUGGGAAGCUGUAGUGAUGGCGGCUGCAUAUAUAAGUCACUCAAAAAUCUCAGCAGUGAGAUUCUGUUAAACCUGUUGAGUUUGUUUUCCCUCCUAAAACUGCUAUGCAGCCCACUUGUCUUGAUUGGUUUCCAGGUGUUGCUGCAGGAAGUGCUGAACCCCCCCAACCCCAUGCACCUAAUGUGAUUUGUUAGAGCCGAGUGUCUUUCCACCUCAGUGAGCAUCAGAUGACUGCUCCCUCCCUGGCAGCCUCUGUGUUACGCACGCAGCUAAUUUCUAACUUCUCCUCUUGCAAAUGCAAAUACAUGCAGAUAAAUCUUUGGCUUAAACUUCAUGAACAUGACUGCGUCCUACUUGCUCUCUUUCCCUUCGGCAAGUCUCCGCGCCGCCCACCAAAAUGCUGACUCCGUGCUGAGGGGUCGGAAAAUGAACGCCUCGUCCUGCUGCGCUGCCCCCGUCGCCAUGUAUCAGCAGAGCUCAGGAUCUGACCUCAAUGCCAGCUGCGACCUCUGGGCUCCUCGCUGCAACUGGACGGCCGUGGACGGGACGCCGCGGCUCCCCACGUUUUCCACGGCGGCGAAAGUCAGAGUGAUCGUCACCUUCAUCCUGUGUGGCGUGUCCACCCUCUGCAAUGUGGCAGUGCUCUGGGCGGCCAGCGGCCACCGGCGCAGAUCUCACGUGCGCGUGCUGAUCGUGAACUUGACCGCAGCGGAUCUCUUGGUCACCCUCAUCGUGAUGCCCGUGGACGCCGCGUGGAACAUCACCGUUCAGUGGCUGGCCGGAGACCUGGCCUGCAGGUUCUUGAUGUUCCUCAAGCUGCAGGCCAUGUACUCCUGCGCUUUUGUCACCGUGGUGAUAAGUCUGGACAGGCAGUCGGCGAUCCUUGACCCCCUGCAGAUCAGCAUGGCUCCGAAGAGGAACAGGGUCAUGCUGACGGUGGCGUGGAUAAUGAGCGCUCUGCUCUCCGUCCCUCAGGUCUUCAUUUUCCACAACGUGACGAUUACGUAUCCAGCAAACUUCACUCAGUGCACCACUAGGGGGAGCUUCGUCACUCACUGGCAGGAAACUGCCUACAACAUGUUCACCUUCUCCUGGCUCUUCCUGCUGCCUCUGGCCAUCAUGAUCAUCUGCUACAGCCGGAUCUUCAUCCACAUCUCCAAGCAGAUGACAAAAAAGAAUGUGUCCUCUGAUGAACCGCGUCUUCGCUGCUCAAAGAACAACAUCCCAAAAGCUCGGAUGAGAACUCUGAAGAUGAGCGUCGUCAUCGUGGUCUCCUUCAUCGUCUGCUGGACUCCCUACUACCUGCUGGGACUCUGGUACUGGUUCUUCCCCGACGACCUGGAGGGGAAAGUCUCACACUCCCUCACCCACAUCCUGUUUAUCUUCGGGCUUUUCAACACCUGCCUCGACCCGAUCAUCUACGGCCUCUUCACCGUGCGCUUCAGCAGGAGGCCGAGGAGCCGCCGAAGCAGGGCCACCGUGAUCUCCAGGCUGGACGCCAAGCCGGUGACGGCAGAGUCCGUGAAAUGCACUCUGGCUGGAGGAUCCGCCAAGGGUGGAAGGGACGGCAGCUGUGAACCAAAUGAGCAAAAAUCCACCGACAGCAGGCUCUGAAUGCAUGCAUCCACUGACGAUGGGGGGGCACAGAAAGCAAUAUGUGAAGAGAAACAAUAGCAAGAAAUGUAACUUUUAUUUGUCAUUGUUACUGGACUCAAACUAACUCCCAUAUGCAUGUGUGAAAGGAUCUUUAUCACUCAGUAGAAUCCAGAUUUGAAGGUGGGUAAUGAGUUUAUUGUUCUCACUGUGCAUCUUAUAUACAGGCCGUGUCUGCAAAUGGCUUCAGCGUUUGGUCAUUAAAGAGCUUAAAGAACUGCUCGCGGUACAUAAAGGGGCAGUAUGAUGUGUUUUCCAAACACAUGGUAUCGUUUUAUAGCACAAUCAAGUAACUAUGUUACCUUCAGUUAUAAAAAUGCUAUGUAUAUCAAAUGUGACUUAAAAACAAUUGUACUUCCCAAUUUAACGCCUUGAAAUUGGGCCUCUGUCUCUUUUAAAACUCCUCUUCCUUCUGAAGCUCUGCCUUCAGGAACUCAUCACAACAUGGUUCCUCUAUUAACCCUUUAACAAUGAUUUUACCAGCGUUUCACUGAGAAACAGCUCCUGUAACGAGCUCAGCAGAUGUGCAGUUCCACCAGGUGUUUGCUAAUUGCUGCUGGCUAGUCUGCAGGAACUGUGAGGGGAAGUCGCUUCUCUGUGAGGUGGACACUUGGAAACUGCAGCCCUGAGGAGGAGCUGCGUUCCUGAAGGCGGGGCUAGCUCCACUCAGGUGUUUUCCACAGCUGACUGGUUGCCAUGGGAGAUAAAAGGAUUUCUCAAACAUGCAUGAAAGAAUCAAAGCAACGCUAAAAGAAUGUUUUUGAUGAGGGAAUAAAGUUAGAACAGGAUGCCCAAGUUCAAAAAGUUGAUUUUUCAUAAUACUGCCCCUUUAGCUCUCAUGGUCUGGCCUUUAUUAGAUUAUCUAAACUGAGUUCUUUGCAAAAGUAUUCACCCUCUUAUGUACUUUUGCUGUACAUUUACAACC
Messenger RNA from Gambusia affinis (western mosquitofish), 3782 nucleotides. Its product is annotated as putative gonadotropin-releasing hormone II receptor. Gene Ontology annotation, molecular function: peptide binding; gonadotropin-releasing hormone receptor activity. The coding region runs from base 1538 to 2818 and encodes 426 amino acids. The record is from RefSeq and is a predicted model, not a curated record. Gene Ontology annotation, biological process: G protein-coupled receptor signaling pathway. NCBI's taxonomy places the organism in Eukaryota, Metazoa, Chordata, Actinopteri, Cyprinodontiformes, Poeciliidae. The transcript is spliced from 3 exons. Gene Ontology annotation, cellular component: membrane.